CCUUCCUUACUUUAGUGCAAUCGCAGCGGAAACCUAUCGAUUUCCUCUUGAGGGAUGAUAGGGUUUCAAUUCGAUUCCGAUUACUCUGGAGAGCGGCGCCCAUCUCUUUUUCUUUUCCACGUAAGUUGUUGACUCUCUGUUUCCCAAGACAUAGGGUACUACUGACAUUUUGACAAUUCCGUAUCGUCCACCCCUCGAAUGUUUCUUAUCUCUUAGUGCCCGUUCACGCCGUUCACGCCGUUCACACCAUUCACACCGUUCGUCUGCGGUUCGGCAGCAAACUGCCUGAAUGUAUCCAAGUCCACGUGUCUCAAGGCACUAUCCUCGGUUGCUUCCAACACCACUUUCGGGACACCAUUCCUACCGAUUCUCCCGUCUCUGUACGCUUGAAAUGCCUCCAGCCACCUCGCUGUACAUAGACACCACUUGCAGCCUCCUGUCAGACCUGCUGUCCGCAGGUCAUUUCCUUGCGAAGCACUAAAGUCCAGAAACUCUUCCGUCACCACACCAGCUACGGCGUGGUUGCCAAAGUCUGCGGCUCCUGUCCUACAGUACCCAUCGCGAUAGAAACCAGUCGGAGGACGGUUCGAGAAGAAGGCAAGAGGUUGCCUGAACACUGCGCUGGAUCAGUAGGGUUUGCGCUAUUAUGGCUAGCCGAGACUGCACAGUAAGACUGCGACUGAACCUGGUAUUAAGAGCUCACCAUUUAAAUGAGAGGUCAUACUUUCCUCCCUGACUACUGGCGGCGGAGGCGGAGGGUGCGAUUUCCCUGGAGCGCCAAACAGGGGAAUUUGGAGAACACGCGCUCUUAGACUGGGCCAGAGGCUGAAGCUGCGGACUAGGCGCGCGGUCGUAAGAGUCGGCCGCAUCAAUUCACUGACCGCUUUCCGACGAAUCGUCUUGCGCUGGUACUGGGCGAGGCUCGCAAUCCGCGAUCUUCGAAACGAGCGGCAAUAGAGACUGCUUGGAUGAGUGGGAUCUCAACAAGUGGUGACGUCAAACAGGCUCGAAGUGCAAGCAAGCCUUCGCCAAGGCUCUUCACCGCGUUGGAGGCGCUCUCGAGAUCUCCAAAUUGGGGUUCUCGAAAUUGGUCCCUCUGGUGCUCUCUCGAAUGUGGCUGGUGUGGCCCCGUUCUCAAUACAGCACCAUUUCCUAUCGUCGCUCACGCACCGGGGACCCGGGAACUGCUGUCGGUAGUUCGUUGCAGCCAUACGGAGUUAUAUAUGACGAGUGCACCGAGCUGGACCCAUGUACCGGAGUCGGAGCUUGUCCGGACCAGCCUCGAGGUUUCUCGUUUAGGGUGGAGAGUGCAACACCGUCAUUGGCCUUCUCGCAACGACAGUGGGCAAUCACCUUACCUCUUCCCCAUGUCCAUCAACCCGAGAAAUUUCCUGCUGAUGCGGAGAGCCCCUUCGUGACUGCAGACUUACGUGGAGAUGGGGACAUGGCCCAUAUCAUCAUGCUGGUGCUUGACGGCUCUCGACAAAUAUGUAGAUAUUCUCAUGGCUUUUUGUCUGGUUAUUUAUCCUGCCACGUGCUCACGCCUCUACCCAAGGGUGUUUAUACUUGCUAGCUUCACAACAACUAGGAAACUACUUUGAAAGAAGA
Cladophialophora immunda is the source of this 1608-nucleotide messenger RNA. RefSeq lists its product as uncharacterized. The record is from RefSeq and is a predicted model, not a curated record. The transcript has a single exon. Lineage: Eukaryota; Fungi; Ascomycota; Eurotiomycetes; Chaetothyriales; Herpotrichiellaceae. The coding region runs from base 1112 to 1573 and encodes 153 amino acids.